AUGUCUGCUUCGAGCACUGCCAAUACUACUUCAGCUGCAGCCUCAAGCGGAUUUUCGUCAACCAUCAGUACUAGUGGUGCACCAUAUGGCAACGCAACCAGCACCUCAUCCGGUCUAGGCCCUACCGCACCUCUAACGACCAGUGCCUCUUCUACUGGUAUCGCUGUACCUACCACCAACACUGUCGAUAAUUCUACGAGUAUCGCCACUGCUACCUCUGGUGUAGCUUCAACCGGUGUCUCCUCAAGCGCGAUCAUCACUGAUGGACCAUAUGGAAAUGGUACCAGCAGUGCACUUACUCUUGGUCCAACAGCCCCGCUUACCACAUCCACUACUUCCUCGAGCGCCGUUUUUGGUAAUAUCACUUCCUCCAUACUCUCGACUUCCCAGGCCACUGGAGUCCCGAGCGGUAUUUCUACAACGAUCAUCUCGAGUGGAGGACCGUACGGUAAUGGAAGCAGCACUUUUAUUUCAGUCGGUCCCAUCGCACCUAUCACGACCGAUAGUCCAUCUACUUUUGUAUACUUGUCUACCUCUGCUCCAAUGUCUAAUGGGACAAGCUCUAUCUUGUCUACUAGCACUGUCGAUACCACGUCGUUGACUGUAUCAGCGAGCGGGACCGAUUCAACCACGACCGGUUCUACUAGUACCACUGCUUUGAACAGCUCCUCGACCAAUCCAAGCACGAUAGCUUCUGAGAGUUCCACAACUUCCAUGAGCUCUAGCGCGACUUCUAGUUCGUCCACCAGCGUCCCAAAACCAAGUCAAACCCCAAUUCGCAGCGGGUCUAGCGUCUCCAUCAACAGUCCAGGCACAUCUUUCGAUGGUCGUGCCUUGGAAUCCAGGCAGAAUGGAGAAAACGAAUACGCGACCGUCUACACUGGACGAAGACAGCUUCCUAUCCUCAGCUACACCUUCAACGCGACUUCCGGCUAUCUCUAUCUUGGAACAAGCGAGAAUGUCCUGAGUUACGCCAUCCCUAGCUUCCGUUCAGACUCGGUUCAACUGGCUACUUUGACUCAAGACUACCUCUCAAUGUACCCUGAAUCCUGGGCCCCGCUGAAGUGCACUGUCUCAGAGUCGAGUACCCUUGCUUGCACCGCCAGUGUAAGCGGCAAUAGAUGGCGCCGCAGUGUGACCUACACGAGUUUCGUGGUUGUGCCGCGAGCGGGUCAAAACGCCGCCGACAUCUAUCUCUACGCUGCAAACCAAAUCGACGGUCGUCCUCUGGGCGCUACGCAAGUAUCGCUCAUGUUGUCCCCAGACAACACAGGCUCGCAGUCUGCACAGCAGUAG
Molecule: messenger RNA, 1296 nt
Organism: Aureobasidium uvarum
Lineage: Eukaryota; Fungi; Ascomycota; Dothideomycetes; Dothideales; Saccotheciaceae
Source: the annotation of a GenBank genome assembly